Messenger RNA from Anolis carolinensis (green anole), 1900 nucleotides. It is a transcript of the gene med20, whose product is annotated as mediator complex subunit 20. Bases 202 to 993 code for a protein of 263 amino acids. Gene Ontology annotation, cellular component: mediator complex. The record is from RefSeq and is a predicted model, not a curated record. Gene Ontology annotation, biological process: regulation of transcription by RNA polymerase II. The transcript has 4 exons. NCBI's taxonomy places the organism in Eukaryota, Metazoa, Chordata, Lepidosauria, Squamata, Anolidae. Gene Ontology annotation, molecular function: transcription coactivator activity.
AGUUGGGCCCUCCAUCCAGGUGUUUUGGACUUCAACUCCCACCAUUCCUCACAGCCUGCUACAGCUCCCAGAAGCCCCCGGCCUGCGAAUGGGCUUCCUUCCUCUCUGGGCUGGAGGUAGCCCUGCAUUGCCUCCUCUGGACGCCAGGGGGCCGCUUUCGAAAGUAGGUGGCGGGGAUGACACUCAACCGCAUUCCCCGCGAUGACGUCACUUCCUUUCGGUGUUCUUCCCUCAGAGGAGGCGAGGCUGUUUGGAGCUCCGCGAAGUCGCGCCGGAGGGGAGGCGCGGAGAAGGUUUGGGCGACCGUUCCGCCCGGGUUCACGCCUUCUCCGCGGAGGAGACAGCCGAGGAAACAUGGGUGUCACCUGUGUGUCUCAGAUGCCCAUAGCAGAAGGGAAGAGUGUCCAGCAAACAGUUGAAAUCUUAACAAGAAAACUAGAACUACUUGGAGCAGAAAAACAAGGAACAUUCUGUGUAGACUGUGAAACGUACCACACUGCAGCCUCCACAAUGGGCAAUCAAGGGCAGACUGCCAAGCUGAUGUACGUGAUGCACAAUUCUGAAUAUCCCCUCAGCUGUUUCGCUCUCUUUGAAAAUGGCCCCUGCCUCAUAGCAGAUGCCAACUUUGACGUCCUUAUGGUGAAACUGAAAGGCUUCUUUCAAAAUGCCAAAGGGAACAAGAUAGAGAGCCGGGGCACCCGAUACCAGUACUGUGAUUUCUUGGUGAAGGUUGGCACUGUUACCAUGGGACCCAGCGCUCGAGGAAUAUCUGUGGAGGUGGAAUACUGUCCCUGUGUGGUGGCCAAUGACUGUUGGAACCUUCUAAUGGAGUUCAUGCAAAGUUUCAUGGGAAGUCAUGCCCCGGGGAUUCCUUCUGUGUUUGGCAAUAAGCAUGACAGCAUCUACAGUCCAGGUGACACAAUGGUACAGUACAUGGAACUCUUCAACAAGAUUCGCAAGCAGCAGCAGGUGCCAAUUGCAGGGAUCAGAUGAGGAACCUUUAUAAGGCCUUUCUUCAUGUGAGCAAUCAUUUUAUUGACUAAUCAUUCUACUGAAUAGCAGUUCCAUUCUGGCACUCCCGAUUGCAUUGGUUUCUCAUUUUUAAAAUGCAGUUGGUCUCCUUUGGAGGUAAAAUCAAUGUCACGUCAUCUCUGGUUCUCAAGGCCUGUGAUAAUGCCAUGGGUGGUCUGCUGUCGUAAGUGAUUUGCCUUAGAUUCUUCAAGCAACACUUCUGCAACAGAAUGGAAAUUGAAGGAAAAUGAUCAUGCUGAAAAGAAUAGGUUGAACAUUUGUGCAAAUGGCAGGAUAGGCUUCAGAUUUGCUCAGUUGUUUAUGAGUGAACUUGAGAUUUCUGGCUAAUAAUGUGAAAAUAUUUUAAUGUGCCUUUUAUUUUCAUAUGAUGCAUUCUGUAUAUGAUAUUAUUAAAAUAUGUCCUCAAAUUGGGAAAAUGUUUUGUGUUAGAAAAGUAUUGUAGUACGGUAUAUGUUGGUAAAGCAAACAGAUAGCAACAGGGUUCUGUUAUCAGAGUUUAAGUUCCUGGCCUUUCACUAUCUUCAUGAAGCUUGUUGAGAGGAUUAACAUGUUUGAGUGUUAGGAUAAUAUCAUUGGACCCUGGAAGUUUAAAUCCUUUCCCUUUAGUCUAAUGUUGUAAUUCUGUCUGAUGGAAGGGAGUAGAAAGUCCCUCACUAUGAAAACUUAUUCAAAACAAAGACUUGGAUCAAAUUACAACAUCAGCAUUUUUAUGAGGCCUGAAAGUACAAAUACAUGGAACUUUCCAAAUUCUUAAAAGAUAUAAAAUUGAAUAUUUGCCUUUGUGUUUGUGUAUGCUGGAAUCCGCCCUGAGUCCCCUCAGGGAGAUAGGGCGGAAUACAAAUAAAGUGUUACUAUUGUGUCAUACAAA